AUGCGGGUCUCUCACCCACCCCUCACCCAUGCGGGUCUCUCACCCACCCCUCACCCAUGCGUCACCUCCUCAUCACCUGCUCGCAGGUGGCUCAUGGGUGCAUGCAUGGCAUUGCUGGUGCUGGACUUGACCAGCCACUGGUACCAGAUGUACAGCUCCUUCCUAGUGCGCAAGGCAAGUCACAAAGACGUGGCAGCAACAGACUUUUGGCUCAUGCGCUGGUACUACAGCAGCCGCCCCUUCAUGGCCUACUGCUGCAUCGGCGCUGAGGCCUCUCGCCUCUCGCUGUAUGUGCAGCUGCUGUACCUCGUGCUCUAUCUCGACUCAGACCCACUCAACCAACAAGUGCAGGUAUGCCGCAUGGCAUUCCGUCACGUCACUCUCUCAUGCUGUACCCUCAUUGCAUUCCCUCAUCGCAUAUCCUCGGUUCCACCUAUCAGCACAUCCUUUGCCCUAUGCCUGCCCCUCGUGUUUCGAGUCAACUCAGAACGUACCCUCAUUGCAUUCCCUCAUCGCAUAUCCUCGGUCUCCCUGCCUUACCUCGGCCCCACGGGGGUCAUCCGAGCCCUGGGCCUGCUGUGUCUCCCUGGAUGGGCGCUCAAGCAGAUCACCAAUGUUGUUCAGCUAAAAACGGCGGCUGAUGCAUGUGUGGAGUAUGACUUGGAGAAGACACGGAAAGCCUCACGGCAACUUGGCGGGCGCGAGGAGCAAAUCGCUUGUGGUCUCGUCUUGACGGCUGUAUUCUUCUCCUUAGGCGUCGCAGCAGCAGCGCCAGGCGAGAGCAAGGGGCUGUAUCUCGUGCACAUGACGUCAGCGCCGCCGGUCGUCGCAUACCGCGGAGGGAUCGCGGGACUCACGGCGACGGCGGUGGCGGAGGAAGACGAGCCUUCCCCAGGCCGGACUCACCGGGGGAGCGCGGGGGUCAUGGCGGGCCAGGCGCGCGCGGGGAGGGGUCCGCGGCAGCUGCGCCCGCGCGCGGACGACCCGCAUGUGCGCGCGUACGCGCAGCACCUGACGUCGCUGCACGAAAGGACUCUCACUUCCGUCGGUCUUGCGUCAACCAGUAUGGUGUACAGCUACAAUUUUGCCGCCAAUUCCUUCUGCGCGGAACUCACCCCCACGGAGGCGCAGCAGCUGCGCGCGCGCCCGGACGUGGGGCGCGUGGCGCGCGGGCGCAAGGUGCGCGCGCUCACGACGUACUCCCCGCGCUUCCUCAAGCUGGGCGCACCGAAGGGCGCGUGGGAGGCGAAUGGGGGGAAGAUGAAUGCGGGGGAGGGCGUGGUGGUGGGGAUUCUCGACACGGGGAUUUGGCCCGAACACCCGUCCUUCGCGAAUCAGGGCUACGGUCCCCCACCCAAGCACUGGAAGGGCGCGUGUACCGGGCUGAAGAAGUGCAACGGCAAGAUCGUGGGCGCGCGCUACUUCCUGUCCGCGUACGAGCGCGAGUACGGCAAGAUAGCUCGGGGGGAGUACCGCUCUGCGCGCGAUGCUGGCGGCCAUGGCACGUGGUGUGCGGGGGCGGCGGUGGGCAACAGCGGGGUGGUGCUCACAGAGCGCGACGGCACGCCCAUCGGGACAGCCAGUGGCAUGGCGCCACGUGGCAGGCUGGCAGUAUACAAGGCGCUCUGGUACAACGGGUCAGAGGGGUACGGCCACGACUGCGACAUCUUUGCAGCCGUUGAUCAGGCCGUCGCGGAUGGUGUGGAUGUGCUCUCCAUGAGCAUUGGAUCGGGGGAAGACACCUACUUUGGGGACCUGCCUCUCCUGCGUGCUGCAGAGGCUGGCGUGUUCGUGACCCUAGCGGCGGGUAAUGCGGGGCCGCCAGGUAUGGGCGGCGCAUAUCGCACCAUCAGCAACACGUCGCCAUUCUAUCUCACAGUCGCCGCCAGCACCACGGAUCACGAUGCCGCCAUGCUCUACGAAUUGCGCGCCGCUGGCUCUUCCGGGGAUAACUCGUCGUACGCGCCACAGGGUGACUCAGCUGCCGCCAAACGCGGACUCCUCUCCCAUGCGACUCGGCCACGGACCCUUCAAGCCGUUUAUGAGGCGCCGGUGAUCGCGCCGUUUUCCUCGGCGGGACCGCCGCUAAACCCCUCGCGUCCGCCGCCCGCCAUGCUGCAAGUAACUAACGACAUCCUUAAACCGGAUGUUACUGGGCCGGGAAUGGAUCUAGUAGCUGCUGCUGCUGGCGGGACAACUAAAGACGCAUGGUACACCAUGAAAAGCGGCACGUCGAUGUCUACUCCCCAACUAGCGGGGAUCGCGGCGCUCCUCAUUCAAAAAUACCCCAACUGGCGACCCGCGGCAAUUAAAUCGGCGAUAAUGACAACUGCGUAUAAAAUGAACAAUCGCGGAGGAAUUAUGCGAACGUUUAUGGGGACGCGUGCGACGCCAUGGAAUUUUGGAUCGGGGCACGUGAAUACCUCGGCGAUGCUCGACCCUGGGCUCGUUUACGACGUUGGGCGAAACGGUUACUUCAACUUCCUCGCCGGCGUAAACAAGGCUGCUGCAAACAAGGCAUUUCCGGCGAAGCGGCUGUCGCCGAUCAAGCCGUGGAGUCUGAACCAACCGAACAUCUGCGUUUCGCGACUGAAGAACGUGGUUACCGUGACGCGCACAGUCACGAGUGUCACGGCGAAGGCGCAAACCUACCAAGCGCAGGUUCGCAUGCCUGCGAAUGUGGACGUUCAGGUUACACCGAAGCAGUUCACGAUAUUGCCGAAGCAAACGGUUACAUUCCAGGUAAAACUAACUCCGAAGAAGAAUACAAAUCAGUUUUCAUUUGGGGAACUGGUGUG
Closterium sp. Yama58-4 is the source of this 2798-nucleotide messenger RNA. The record is from the annotation of a GenBank genome assembly. Lineage: Eukaryota; Viridiplantae; Streptophyta; Zygnematophyceae; Desmidiales; Closteriaceae.